Messenger RNA from Hemiscyllium ocellatum (epaulette shark), 946 nucleotides. RefSeq lists its product as uncharacterized. The transcript is spliced from 6 exons. The record is from RefSeq and is a predicted model, not a curated record. The coding region runs from base 110 to 946 and encodes 278 amino acids. NCBI's taxonomy places the organism in Eukaryota, Metazoa, Chordata, Chondrichthyes, Orectolobiformes, Hemiscylliidae.
AUUUAAAGUUAGGCGAACGGCUGUUAGCGAGCGGCCGCUAAUUGUCAGAAUGUUCGGCGGUCAAAGUGCGCUGUCUUUUCUCUGGUAGAACUGACCUGCCUCCACAACAAUGGAUGUUGGAAAGCAGGAUCCCAGUGGCCGAUGUCUCGUUACGGAUCGGAUGAAAGUGCAGGCUGGCUCUUGCGGUCAGGAUGCUGUUGGAGCAGACGUUGGUGUUGGCUCGCGGCGGGACUUGAAGCUCCUGAGGGCGGCAGGCAAGGAAUCGCCGUUACCGAGUUCGGCAGGAGUCAGGCAAAGCAUGAAACGUUUAUCGAGCGAGUUGCAAGGCCUCUACGAGGAAAGACUGAAGCAGCUAGGGAAUAAAGAUGAAAGUAAAGGUGCUCUAAAGAUGAAGUUAAGGAUUCUUCAGUCGUAUGUAAACGAUCUUAGUGAUCAGAAUAAAGUUUUGGCCCAAACUGUUGAAGAUCUUGAGAGAGAAGCGAAUGAAAAGAUUGCAAGUCUGGAUGCUAAACUUUGGAGAGCUGGCCAGGCAUCAUAUGAACAGUGGUUGAAAUGCAAAGCUACUAAGGAAGAAACUGAUUAUCUACGUAAACAAAACCUGGACAUAAAAAUUGACCUCAGUACUCUGAUUGGUGCUAUCCAGCAAGAUGAAAUAAUGCAGAAAUUUGAUUUUCCUUCCCUUCACUUGAGGAGUAUUCCAUUGGAGCAAGUUGUGAAACCAGCACUUUGUUGUUCAACUAUAAAGAAAUCAGAAGAGACAUCAAAGUCCCACUUGGAAAGCUUAAAGUCCCAAUUCAUAGCUGGAGAUCAGAUGGUUGAAAAGCCUCCUGAGGACUUAAAGGAAGUGUUAAGUGACAGUCGUCAAAGUAAGGCUGAGGCUAGAGGGGAAUCUGUAAAUGGAUUUCCAGAAGGCAUUCGACAAGCUAUCUUACAAAAGGUAAGUUAA